This is a messenger RNA of Pseudophryne corroboree (corroboree frog), 3159 nucleotides long. RefSeq lists its product as uncharacterized. The record is from RefSeq and is a predicted model, not a curated record. The annotation marks the transcript as partial. NCBI's taxonomy places the organism in Eukaryota, Metazoa, Chordata, Amphibia, Anura, Myobatrachidae. The transcript is spliced from 10 exons.
AGUAGUGGUAAUAUCAGUAGUAGUAGUGGUAAUAUCAGUAGCAGUAGUAGUAGUAGUGGUAAUAUCAGUAGUAGUAGUAGUAGUAGUAGUAGUAGUAGUAGUAGUAGUAGUAGUAGUAGUAGUAGCAGUAGCAGUAGUAGUAGUAGUGGUAAUAUCAGUAGUAGUAGUAGUAGUAGUAGUAGUAGUAGUAGUAGUAGUAGUAGUAGUAGUAGUAGUGGUGGUAAUAUCAGUAGUAGUAGUGGUAAUAUCAGUAGUAGUAGUAGUAGUAGUAGUAGUGGUGGUAAUAUCAGUAGUAGUAGUGGUAAUAUCAGUAGUAGUAGUAGUAGUAGUGGUGGUAAUAUCAGUAGUAGUAGUAGUAGUAGUGGUAAUAUCAGUAGCAGUAGUAGUGGUGGUAAUAUCAGUAGUAGUAGUAGUAGUAGCAGUAGUAGUAGUGGUAAUAUCAGUAGCAGUAGUAGUAGUGGUAAUAUCAGUAGUAGUAGUAGUAGUAGUAGUAGUGGUAAUAUCAGUAGUAGUAGUGGUAAUAUCAGUAGUAGUAGUAGUAGUAGUAGUGGUGGUAAUAUCAGUAGUAGUAGUAGUAGUAGUGGUGGUAAUAUCAGUAGUAGUAGUAGUAGUAGUAGUAGUAGUAGUAGUGGUAAUAUCAGUAGUAGUAGUAGUAGUAGUAGUAGUAGUAGUAGUGGUAAUAUCAGUAGCAGUAGUAGCAGUAGUAGUAGUAGUAGUAGUAGUAGUGGUAAUAUCAGUAGUAGUAGUAGUAGUAGUGGUAAUAUCAGUAGCAGUAGUAGUAGUGGUAAUAUCAGUAGUAGUAGUAGUAGUAGUAGUAGUGGUAAUAUCAGUAGUAGUAGUGGUAAUAUCAGUAGUAGUAGUAGUAGUAGUAGUAGUAGUAGUAGUAGUGGUGGUGGUAAUAUCAGUAGUAGUAGUAGUAGUAGUAGUAGUGGUAAUAUCAGUAGUAGUAGUAGUAGUAGUGGUGGUAAUAUCAGUAGCAGUAGUAGUAGUGGUAAUAUCAGUAGUAGUAGUAGUAGUGGUGGUAAUAUCAGUAGUAGUAGUAGUGGUAAUAUCAGUAGCAGUAGUAGUAGUAGUGGUAAUAUCAGUAGUAGUAGUAGUAGUAGUAGUAGUAGUAGUAGUAGUGGUGGUGGUAAUAUCAGUAGUAGUAGUGGUAAUAUCAGUAGUAGUAGUAGUAGUAGUAGUAGUAGUGGUGGUAAUAUCAGUAGUAGUAGUGGUAAUAUCAGUAGUAGUAGUAGUAGUAGUAGUGGUGGUAAUAUCAGUAGUAGUAGUAGUAGUAGUAGUGGUAAUAUCAGUAGCAGUAGUAGUGGUGGUAAUAUCAGUAGUAGUAGUAGUAGCAGUAGUAGUAGUAGUGGUAAUAUCAGUAGCAGUAGUAGUAGUGGUAAUAUCAGUAGUAGUAGUAGUAGUAGUAGUAGUGGUAAUAUCAGUAGUAGUAGUGGUAAUAUCAGUAGUAGUAGUAGUAGUAGUAGUGGUGGUAAUAUCAGUAGUAGUAGUGGUAAUAUCAGUAGUAGUAGUAGUAGUAGUAGUAGUAGUGGUGGUAAUAUCAGUAGUAGUAGUAGUAGUAGUAGUAGUAGUAGUAGUAGUAGUAGUGGUAAUAUCAGUAGUAGUAGUAGUAGUAGUAGUAGUGGUAAUAUCAGUAGCAGUAGUAGUAGUAGUGGUGGUGGUAAUAUCAGUAGUAGUAGUAGUGGUGGUGGUAAUAUCAGUAGUAGUAGUAGUAGUAGUAGUGGUAAUAUCAGUAGCAGUAGUAGUAGUAGUAGUGGUAAUAUCAGUAGUAGUAGUGGUAAUAUCAGUAGUAGUAGUGGUAAUAUCAGUAGUAGUAGUAGUAGUAGUAGUGGUGGUAAUAUCAGUAGUAGUAGUAGUAGUAGUAGUAGUGGUGGUAAUAUCAGUAGUAGUAGUAGUAGUAGUAGUGGUGGUAAUAUCAGUAGUAGUAGUAGUGGUAAUAUCAGUAGUAGUAGUAGUAGUGGUGGUAAUAUCAGUAGUAGUAGUAGUAGUAGUAGUAGUGGUAAUAUCAGUAGUAGUAGUGGUAAUAUCAGUAGUAGUAGUAGUAGUGGUGGUAAUAUCAGUAGUAGUAGUAGUAGUAGUAGUAGUAGUAGUAGUAGUAGUAGUGGUGGUAAUAUCAGUAGUAGUAGUAGUAGUAGUAGUAGUGGUAAUAUCAGUAGCAGUAGUAGUAGUAGUAGUGGUGGUAAUAUCAGUAGCAGUAGUAGUAGUAGUAGUGGUGGUAAUAUCAGUAGUAGUAGUGGUAGUAGUAGUAGUAGUGGUAAUAUCAGUAGCAGUAGUAGUAGUAGUAGUAGUAGUAGUGGUAAUAUCAGUAGCAGUAGUAGUAGUAGUAGUGGUGGUAAUAUCAGUAGUAGUAGUGGUAAUAUCAGUAGUAGUAGUAGUAGUGGUGGUAAUAUCAGUAGUAGUAGUGGUAAUAUCAGUAGUAGUAGUGGUAAUAUCAGUAGUAGUAGUAGUAGUGGUAAUAUCAGUAGCAGCAGUAGUAGUAGUAGUAGUGGUGGUAAUAUUAGUAGUAGUAGUAGUAGUAGUAGUAGUAGUAGUAGUAGUAGUGGUAAUAUCAGUAGCAGUAGUAGUAGUAGUAGUGGUGGUAAUAUCAGUAGUAGUAGUCACAGACUCUUUGACCCCAAGAAGGAAGAGGAAGAGAAGGAGAAGCCUUCUUCCCAACUUGGCCCUACACUGUCACAGGCCAUGGAGGAGGAGGAUCAGCAGCCUCCGGCCCCCACAACACCACUCCCAGCAACUAAACAGGGUGAUAAUUCUAUGGCUGAUCUUGCAGCAUGCAGUGCUACUGCCAUGGAUGCCUCUGAGGAGAAUAUUGCAGCUGAAGGUUCAGGAGUUACGGUUGGACAACAUGCCAGUAACUAUCAACAAAACUAUAAGCAAGAUAAUUGCAAACAUGAAAAAAAAAAUAAAAGCAUCAAAGAGAUCCAUGCAUGGCUCAAGGAAAGUGGCAUUAUAGUCACUUUAGAAACUGUGCGCUAUCAUGCUUUCGAGAGAACGCCCAGAUUUGCAUUUCCUACAAAAUGCACAUGGAGAGCGCAAGAAAUUGUGGAGGAACUAACUCGUGAGGAUGAUGAGCGUACUGCUUUGCAAAUAAAACAAAUUCUCCAUUCCAAGUAUGACCUGGACAAAUCAAUCGCCAGCAUUAGAAGGAUGGAUCAUGGAUAA